Messenger RNA from Penicillium crustosum, 4728 nucleotides. It is a transcript of the gene cpcC, whose product is annotated as putative protein kinase (Gcn2). The coding region runs from base 1 to 4728 and encodes 1575 amino acids. Gene Ontology annotation, molecular function: protein binding; ATP binding; eukaryotic translation initiation factor 2alpha kinase activity. The record is from RefSeq and is a predicted model, not a curated record. Gene Ontology annotation, biological process: regulation of translational initiation by eIF2 alpha phosphorylation; DNA damage checkpoint signaling. The transcript is spliced from 7 exons. Lineage: Eukaryota; Fungi; Ascomycota; Eurotiomycetes; Eurotiales; Aspergillaceae.
AUGUCUCCCAAACAGAGGAAGAAGCCCUCCCGCCAAAAAAACCAAGCCUCCGAUUCCUCCGUGACGUCCCCCAUAUUUACAACCAAUUACCGUGAAAUCCACCAGACAGAGGUGGAAGCUCUGCGUUCCAUCUAUGGCGAUGACUUUGAAGAAGUAGAAAAUAGGCGGUCGGCCUGGCAGCAAUCCUCCGAUGUGACUUUCAAGCUCCAUUUGCGAUCUUCUUCGAAUCCCGACAUACUUCUCAUUUUGCUGGUCGAACUGCCAGCUACAUAUCCUAAAACAAUCCCCAAUCUCUCACCGGGAAACCUCGACGGCUUUCGCGAUGGAGCGCGUUCCCGAAUUCAAGAUAUUCUACGCAACAAACCAAAAUCUCUGCUCGGAAGUGAGAUGAUCUACGAGCUGGCAGUGUCCAUCCAAGAUGUUCUGGAGGAUGUUGCUCAGGCACAGGCACAGGACAAAGACCUACCCAGCCUUGAAGAGGAGCGUAUGGAGCAAGAGGCGGCUGCUCUUCAACGUGCAGACCUAGAAAAACAGGAGGAACUUCGCAAACAAAAGGCUGCAGCGGUCGAGGAAGAGCGCGCAUUACAAGAAAUGCUUCAAGACAAGAUGCGACAGCGGAACAAGGCUCGCAUUUUGAGACGAAAGAGUCGAACUGGCGGCGCGGAUAUGAGUUACGUUGAUGAGCUUGUGGAAAAUACCCCUGGCGCCAUCUGCUUUGAUCCUCCGUUAGCCGUCAACGACACCGAUGAGCAGCCGCUGGUCUUCCGCGCCGUUCAUGGCAAGACCCUGCUGCAAAGCAAACAGUGCAAAAAGACCUUCACUGUCAGGCCUGUUGUGUCUGAGAACCGAUGCCACGUCCCGCUGCUUGUUUUGAAAGAGCUUUGUCUCAGCGAAAAUAAUUCCGAGGGAUUGACAUUCCGCGAGCAGAUGCGCACCAGCGAGGAUAAGUUAGAGGGCAUCAAGCGGUUACGACACCCCAAUCUGGUUGAAUUCGUGGGGUUCAAAAUCAAUCGCCCAGUUGGCAACCUCGAUUCUCCUGAUAAUUCUUGGACUGUCUUUACACUUUGGGAGUAUGCAAACAAGGGUUCCCUUUCCGAGCUCCUAGAUAUCGUGGGGACCGUAGCUGUUGACAUGCUUCGCGGCUGGAUGAUUCAGUUACUUGAGGCCCUAGAGUUCUACCACCGCAGCGGUUUUGUCCAUGGGAACAUUCAUUGUGGUCGAGUCUUUUUGUUCAGGACUCCUUCUGGUGAAACUAUCGUUAAACUGCAGUCUAACGUCGAGGAAGCUUUGCCCGACGCUCCCUGUGGAAAGCCCUCUUUCGCGGCGUCAAAAUCACCACUUUGGGCACCCCCGGAGCUGACCCAGGACAGUUCUUCUCCUUCCAUGAAGACCGAUGUCUGGGAUCUUGGAAUUGUGCUGCUUCAGAUGGGCUUUGGAAAGGAUGUCCUCCUUAGGUAUACCUCCGCCAAUCAGUUGAUGGUGUCUAUGGGGCUCUCGCCGCCCUUGCAAGAUUUGCUUUGUGAAUUCUUCCGCCCAGAUCCCAGGAAGCGUCCGACUGCUUUCCAACUCCAACCCUCUGAGUUCUUCCGGGUGGAUGCGCCGUUAAAGAUGCGAGAAAGAGCGUCGGGAUCUGUGUCAUUGCAGAGACGGCCACGCCUAGACUCUUUUGGGGCCAUGCCGGCUUUCUCACGAUACCACCAAGACUUCGACGAGGCAGGUCAACUAGGCCGUGGUGGAUUUGGACAGGUAGUCAAAGCCCGGAACAAGCUCGAUGGUCGAUUGUAUGCAAUCAAGAAGAUCUCACAAACAUCGGCCGCAGCGUUGAAAGACACGCUUUCCGAGACCAUGUUGCUAUCUCGGCUGAACCACUCCUAUGUUGUUCGAUACUACACUGCUUGGCUCGAAGAGGACUUCAAUCAAAUCGAAGAAGAGGCUAUGUCCUCCACCGAAGGAGACCCGUUUGCUAGCCAGGAUCACCACGGAUUCAGUACAGGAGGCCUCGAUUUCAUCAGUUCCAGCGGGUAUCCCAAAAUAGAGUUUGCCGCAUCAGACAGCGAUGAUGAAAACGAAGGAACGUUAUCCGACCCUGCUCACCCAGAGACGCCAGAGAGGGUAAACGAUACUGGCGUUGAUUCCAGAAGCACAGAAGAAGAGCUUAGCCGAGCGAGAUCUGGCUCUUAUGCCAGGCCUAUUUUAACCACACUCUACAUCCAGAUGGAGUACUGUGAGAAGCAUACUUUGCGCGAUCUAAUAAGGGAUGAUCUGUGCGAUGAUACCGAGCGUUCAUGGCGUCUCUUUCGCCAAAUCCUCGAUGGAUUGAGCCAUAUUCAUAGUCACGGCAUCAUACACCGUGACUUGAAGCCUGACAACAUUUUCAUUGACGUUGCAAACAAUCCCCGCAUUGGUGACUUCGGCCUUGCAACAAGUGGUCAAUUCACCACGGCCGUGCGUUCGUCCGCAGCCGCAGACUUUGAAGGGGAUUUCACUCGCAGUUUGGGUACAACCUACUAUGUGGCACCGGAGAUGAAGUCGGUUGUUUUGGGGCACUACAAUGAGAAGGUCGAUAUGUAUUCGCUCGGUGUUAUUUUCUUUGAGAUGUGUCAUCCAUUGCCAACUGGCAUGGAACGAGAUCAAACUCUCCGACAAAUCCGAGAAAAGAACCAUACUCUUCCACCCACUUUCCAGCAAUCUGACAAGUUACUUCAAGGCCAGAUCAUUGAAUCUCUUCUGAGCCAUACCCCAAGCGAGCGUCCCACAGCCUCCGACCUUUUAUCCAGUGGAAAGAUCCCUCUUCAGGUCGAGGAAGAGACAUUCAGACGGGCUAUUGUGCAUCUACUCUCGGAUCCAAAUUCACCCGACUACAAAAAGAUUCUAUCAGCCAUCUUUUCUCAGUCGCCUAAGAAAUUUGAAGAUAUUGCGUGGGACAUAGACUCGCAUGCGGUACCGGCCGCCAACGAGCUACUUGUCCAGGGCCUGGUCAAAAAGAAGCUAACCUCGAUAUUUCGAAGACACGGUGCUGUUGAGUCAACAAGGCAAAUGCUAUUUCCCAGAUCCCAGCAUUACAAUAGCGGUGCUGUACGUGUGCUGGAUGCAUCUGGCAAUCUUUUACAGCUGCCAUAUGAUCUCACACUUCCAAACGCACGAGCAAUUCCAAGACAAGAUCGCUCAUUGGAAAAGACAUUUGCAUUUGGCACAGUUUACAGAGAUUCACCCCAUGGGAGCGAACCACGAACCCACCGUGAAGUUGACUUUGAUAUUGUGUCCCACAACACCCUGGAUCUAGCCUUAAAGGAGGCAGAAGUGAUCAAGGUUUUGGAUGAAAUCAUCGAGGAAUUCCCACCUUUGCGGUCUACCCCGAUGUGUUUCCUUGUCAAUCACUCCGACCUGCUCCAACUUAUCAUGGAAUUCUGCCGCAUCACGCCUACGCAAAUCCCAAAGGUAAAGGAGGUUCUCAGUAAGCUGAAUGUUGGAAAAUAUACCAUGCAAACGAUUCGAAGUGAACUCCGAGCCCCGGCAAUUGGUGUUGCUUCGACUUCGUUGGACGACCUUGCCCGUUUCGAUUUUAGAGACUCGUUGAAGGAGACAAAACGCAGGCUGCAGAACAUCAUGGAAGGAACGGAAUACGCAGAGCGGAUUUCCCCAAUAUUCGCGCGCUUGAACGUGCUCAUGACCUAUUUGCAGACUUUUGGCGUGAAACGAAAAGUCUACAUCAAGCCACUCAGCAGUGUUCAUGACAAGUUCUACCGCGGUAGCAUUCUGUUCCAGUGUAUCUUUGAUAGCAAGCGACGCGAUGUGUUUGCUGCAGGUGGCAGAUAUGACCGGUUGAUCCAGGAAUUCUCACCUAAUGUCCUAUCAAACCGACCACAAGCGCAUGCUGUGGGUUUCAACCUCGGUUCGGAUCGAUUGCGCUCAUCAAUGAUCGAUUAUCUGAAGGCCAAGGCUCUCUCGAAAGACUCCGAGGCGAGUUCUGAGUCGUACUGGGCGGCCCGUCGGUGUGAUGUACUUGUUGCCAGCUUUGACCCAACCGUCCUUCGCACAACAGGAGUCAAACUCAUCGAAGAACUCUGGUCAAACGACAUAAGCGCAGAGCUUGCAGUCGAUGCCUCGUCCCUUGAAGAGCUUCUGGUAAAAUACAAAGACUCCAAUCACCGGUGCAUUGUGAUUGCCAAGCAAGAUAGCAAGGAGCGUGGAUUCAAAGUUCGGAACCUGAUGCGCAAGGAGGAAUUUGAUAUCCGCACCCCUGAACUUGUGCUGUGGCUUCGAUCAGAAGUGCAGGCGCGCCACCAUCGCGAGGGAACUGCUGAUCCCCGCCAAUCCCGUCAAUUGAGCCAGCAGGAGGCUCUCGCGUCCCAGGAACGGGCAAAUGAUGUUCGCAUCCUCGUCCCCCAACAUCGAAGCAAGAAGACCAACAGAAGGAAUAUUGUUGAGUCAGCCCUACUUUCCGCUCGCGAAGUAGCCGAAAACGCCCGCAACGGCCCUGUCGCUGCUAUCGAUACCCGCGACGAAGUCCUCGACGCUAUUCGGGACACGCGUCUUUCUGACGCAGAGAGCUGGCGCAGCGUGAUCCAGAACGCACCGCUGACAGAGCGGAAGUAUCUCAGUCAAGUACACGAGCUACUCACUGAUUUGGCUGUGGAGAAUCGCACAAAUGACACAGAAAGCUACACGAAUGCUUUCAUCUACAACUACCGUACAGGCUCCUGCGUGUACUACGACCUGGGACCCUAG